AGAGGAAACAGAAAACCCCUGUGACUCAGAAGGCGGGACCUCGUUUCUCAAUUGGCCACUGCGUGCACAGUCUGGCGGGAGAUUCCAGCAUGGCGGUGCAACCAAAGCAGAACCUGUCUAUGGACAGUGCGUCCGAAUCUGGUUUCUUAAACUUUUUUUUCUCUAUGCCGGAAAAACCAGACACUACAUUUAGGGUUUUUGAUCGCAACGAUUACUACACUGUGCAUGGAAAAGAUGCCAUCUAUGCAGCAAAAGAGGUUUUCAAGACUAAUCAAGUCGUCAAAAAUCUCGGAUCAGGGAGCAAGAAACUUGAGAGCGUGGUCCUCAGUAAAAUGAACUUCGAGUCUUUUGUGAGAGAUCUGCUCCUCGUUCGCCAGUACCGCGUCGAAGUGUACAAGAACAAGGCUGGCGGCAAGAGUACCAAAGAGCAUGAUUGGCAAGUGGAAUACAAGGCAUCACCUGGAAAUCUGUCCCAGUUUGAAGAGAUCCUGUUUGGUGGUGGUGGGGCUCCAGGGGAAGGUGUGGCAGGAGUGGUCGGGGUGCGUGUGGGCUCUGGGCCUGAUGGGCAUCGUGUGGUCGGCGUGGGUUAUGUCGACUCCACCCUCAGGAAAGUUGGUGUUUGUGAGUUUCCCGACAACGACCAGUUCUCCAACUUGGAGGCCUUGCUGGUGCAGAUGGGACCAAAGGAGUGUGUGUUGCCAAUCGGGGACGCAGGGGGAGACACAGGCAAGCUCCGACAGGUUGUCCAGCGAGGAGGAAUCCUAUUGUCGGAUAGAAAGAAGUCCGAGUUUACCACAAAGGACAUUGUCCAGGAUUUGGACAGACUGUUGAGAGCUCGCAAGGGUGAGACUGUCUCCAGUGCUGCCCUGCCUGAGAUGGAGAAACAGAUUGCCAUGUCCUCCCUGGCAGCAGUCAUCAAGUUCCUAGAGCUUCUGUCUGACGAAGCAAACUUCAACUCCUUCCAGAUCACGACUUUUGACCUAAACCAGUACAUGCGUCUGGACAACGCUGCUGUGAACGCGCUCAACCUUUUCCCUGGGUCGGACACGACUGUGGGCUCCCACUCCCUGUCAGGCCUUCUGAACAGGUGCAGGACCCCACAGGGCCAACGCCUUGUUAACCAAUGGAUCAAGCAGCCUCUGAUUGACAAGAAUAAGAUCGAGGAGAGGCUGAAUCUUGUGGAAAGCUUUGUGGAGGACUCUGAACUGAGGCAGAGCUGUCAGGAGGACUUGCUCCGGCGCUUCCCUGACCUCAACCGCCUGGCCAAGAAGUUCCAGAGGCACAGUGCCACCCUGCAGGACUGCUACCGCGCCUACCAGGCCGUGGGUCAGCUCCCUGCGCUGGUCCUGGCCCUGCAACGCUACAGUGGGAAACACGAGGUGCUGUUGAAUGCUGUUUUUAUCACUCCACUCAAUGACCUCAUCUCCGAUUUCUCCAAGUUCCAGGAGAUGAUUGAAACCACGCUGGACAUGAAUCAGAUUGAGCACCAUGAGUUCCUGGUGAAGCCCUCAUUUGACCCGACACUGAGCGAGCUCAGGGAGAACAUGGACAGGCUGGAGAAGGGCAUGCAGUCAGCGCUGACCAGUGCUGCCAGGGAACUGGGCCUGGAUGGAGGAAAGACUAUGAAGUUGGAGUCCAAUGCCCAGAUUGGCUACUUUUUCAGAGUGACCUGUAAGGAAGAAAAGAGUCUGAGGAACAACAAGAAGUUCACCACACUGGACGUACAGAAGAAUGGCGUGCGCUUCACUAACAGCAAACUGAGCUCACUAAAUGAAGAGUACACGAAGAGCAGAGAGGAGUAUGAAGAGGCCCAGAAUGCCAUCGUGAAGGAGAUCCUCAGCAUUGCCUCAGGCUACAUGGACCCGCUGCACACACUGAACGAGGUGACUGCCCAGCUGGACGCAGUGGUGAGUUUUGCGCUGGUGUCCAACGCUGCCCCGGUGCCAUACGUGCGGCCACGCAUACUGGACAAGGGCUCAGGCCGCCUGUUCCUCAAGGGCUCCCGCCAUCCCUGUGUGGAGGCACAGGAUGAUGUGGCUUUCAUCCCCAAUGAUGUGUCCUUUACUCGCGCCCAGGAGACCUUCCACAUCAUCACAGGUCCUAACAUGGGGGGCAAGUCUACCUACAUCCGCCAGGUGGGAGUGAUUGUGCUGAUGGCGCAGAUCGGCUGCUUUGUGCCGUGCGAGGAGGCGGAGGUGAGCGUAGUGGACAGCGUGUUGGCACGUGUGGGUGCUGGAGACAGUCAGAUCAAGGGUGUGUCCACCUUCAUGGCUGAAAUGCUGGAAACGGCAGCCAUACUCCGCUCAGCCACAGAAGACUCCCUCAUCAUCAUUGAUGAGCUGGGCCGGGGCACUUCCACCUAUGAUGGAUUUGGCCUGGCCUGGGCCAUCUCUGAGUUCAUCGCCACUGAGCUGCGCUCCUUCUGCCUGUUUGCUACGCACUUCCACGAGCUGACCGCACUGGCCCAACAGCUGCCUACCGUCCACAACCUGCAUGUCACUGCCCUGACCUCCCACGACACACUCACCAUGCUCUACAGGGUCAAGAAGGGCGUGUGCGAUCAGAGCUUUGGGAUCCAUGUGGCGGAACUGGCCAACUUCCCUCCACAUGUGAUCGCCAGCGCGCGGGAGAAAGCCCUGGAGCUGGAGGAAUUCCAGGACCUCGCCCCUCGGGAGACUGAACGGGAAGGUGACACUGAGGGACCUGAGGCCAAGAGACGCUGCCUUCAGAAGCAGGAGGGGGAGCGUCUGAUCGAGGGUUUCCUGGCGCAGGUAAAGGCCUUGCCCCUGAAGGGCUUGACUGAGGAGGCUGUCAAGCAACGACUCUCUGAACUCAAGGCUGAGCUCACAGCUCACAAUAACAGCUUUGUCAACGAGAUCGUGAAUCGGGCUUCUGGCAGCAAGCUGGUCACCACCUAAGGGUCAGGUGCUCCUGCCGUCACAUGUUUGCUCCCACCUGUACAGCAGUUACAUUCAACCUAUAAUCUACAUUAGAUAAAACAUUAGUGAGCUGUUUUAGAAAUGUCUUAUUAAUUGUCUUUUCCAUGUUUGUGUAUGUACUUUUUUUCGCCGAGUAAAAAUAUUUUCUGCACAAUCUAAGAUUGGUUUGU
This is a messenger RNA of Alosa alosa (allis shad), 3109 nucleotides long. It is a transcript of the gene msh2, whose product is annotated as mutS homolog 2 (E. coli). The transcript is spliced from 16 exons. The record is from RefSeq and is a predicted model, not a curated record. NCBI's taxonomy places the organism in Eukaryota, Metazoa, Chordata, Actinopteri, Clupeiformes, Clupeidae. Gene Ontology annotation, molecular function: ATP-dependent DNA damage sensor activity; ATP binding; mismatched DNA binding. Gene Ontology annotation, biological process: mismatch repair; mitotic recombination; somatic recombination of immunoglobulin genes involved in immune response. Gene Ontology annotation, cellular component: nucleus; MutSalpha complex. The coding region runs from base 90 to 2918 and encodes 942 amino acids.